AUGUUCUUCGACGAAGACAAACCAUCGACCCAUCAGCUACCCCUUACCACGCUUCGUGAAUUCACAAUGUUGCACAUCAUGAACGCCAUUACCGAUAAAACGGAUUGGAAUGUCAAAAUCUUCGAUGAUGAGAUUCGAGCGAGAUGGAAGGCUGAGGCACUAGCUGCGCCAGGGAAGGAUGUUACUGAGCCUAUGGCGGAGUGGUGCAUGGAGGAGCUGAAGUAUAAAGCGGCGCGCUUUAGCGAGAUUCCAGGUGGCGCGAUCAAGGUCUAUAAUGGCGACGUGGUCAAGUCGGAUACCGCCGUUCCGAAUUCUCUCAAGGCCCAAUUACAAGCUGCCGUGCGGCCUCUUGAAGAAAUUCCUGCAUGGAAGAAAGACUGACAUUCGGGAUCCGAUGAAAAAGUUCUGGAUUUGGUUCAUCCAAGCUUGUUUCCCGUUGUUUAUGGGCGGACGAGGGCUCUUAGGAAAGGACAAGGGUUCGUGACGUCAAAAAAUUGUGUCGCGAGGUGUGGCGAGGGCGACGUGUUGAAGAAGCAGAAGGCUGUGGACGGGUACAGCGCCGAUUUCCAAUGGUUACCUUGCGAAGUGGACAUAUCGGGAGAAGAUGGGCAAGCCAGAAUCACGAGCUACAUCAAUAAUCUACACCCUCAAACACACAAGAACCUCUAUGGCAUCAUCGAAAACAUCAUCACUGCCUCGAUCCCCCUGUGGAACAGCACGCUCGCACCUUUGGUUGACCUCUGGUACCAUAAGCAUCAACCCAAAUCAAUUACGCCUGAUAAACGAGAAGUGAUCUUCCGUAUUCCCUACUACGAUGUGGAUUACGAUCCAGAUCCGGAAUAUGGCCCCAAAACAGAGGGCCCCCAGCGACUCGAAGGCGAAGAUGACGGGUGGUCAGAGUCGUAUUGGAAUCGGCGGAAUCAAUGGAUCGAAGAUACGAGGAAAGUCGUGUUGCCCGAGCCGGGGGUGUUUCGGCCGCUUGAGGAGCCUCCGCUCUUUGAUUUGAGAAAGGAGUUUGCAGCGACUGGGUUGCAGAUUAUUGUCAAACUGGCGAAUAUCGAACUCACGCCAGAAAAGCCUGAGUAUCAGGGAGGGAGUUGGCAUGUUGAAGGUCAACUUAACGAACACAUUUGCGCAACUGCUCUUUACUAUUACUCCUCCUCCAAUAUCACCCCCUCAUCCCUUGCAUUCCGACAACAGACAGGCGACUUUACGCGCGGCACCAUUCAGUAUAGGCAGUGGCACUAUGACUGGCUUCCUGCUAUAUUCGGGUGCACACAAGGUGGACCAACUGUUCAAUACGUCGGGGGCGUCGACACGCGUGAGGGUCGACUGUUGACGUUUCCCAAUAUUUUACAACAUCAGGUACAGCCGUUCAAGCUCGUGGAUCGGACAAAACCAGGCCAUAGAAAAAUUCUGGCAUUGUUUUUGGUCGACCCGAACAUCAAGAUUGUCAGUUCUGCCAAUGUUCCGUGUCAAAGAAAGGACUGGUGGGUGGAGGAAAUUGGGGGUGGGUUUGAUACGGUGCUACCGAGGGAACUGGGAGAUUUGGUGUUUGGGGCGGUGGAGGACUUUCCGAUGGGGAUGGAGGAGGCAAAAGAAAUUCGGCUCAAGCUUAUGGAGGAGAGGAAGGCCUCUGUUUCGAUUCAGGAUCAGCAGUUUGAGGAGGAGAUUUUCUCGCUUUGUGAACAUUGA
This is a messenger RNA of Laccaria bicolor S238N-H82, 1695 nucleotides long. The record is from the annotation of a RefSeq genome assembly. NCBI's taxonomy places the organism in Eukaryota, Fungi, Basidiomycota, Agaricomycetes, Agaricales, Hydnangiaceae.